GAUCCUUGAGUGCUGGCGCACAACUACGGCAGACUACAGGCUGUACUUUCCGACUUGUGCUGUGUGAGUUAAGCAGCAGCGGAGGGUCUACCUGAGGAGACUCAAAAAUAGCCCUCAAAGGCGAUUAGGUAUGACGGAUACUGACGGAGGGGCUCCGCGGGAGGACUGUACGUAGAGAUGAGGAUUCCUCCGGUGUGGGCGCUGGGCGCUUGCCAGACUGGGUGAAGUGAGAAGUGAGAGGGAAACCUGCUGCGAACAAACCCACCGCCUGGGACUGCUGAGGAGGACCUCUGUGCAGGUUCACACGGCCGUCGGCAGCGUGGAGCUUCCUGACCCAUGGAGAAUUACUUCCAGGCCGAGGCCUUCAACCUGGACAAGGUGCUGGACGAGUUUGAGCAGAACGAAGAUGAGACCGACAAUCCCAUUCUCUCGGAUGCCAAGUGGACCCAGAUCCUGGCCCCGCCGGCCCACCUGCUCUCUCUGAACCCCGCCCUGGCCCACGCAGACCUCAGUCCCGGGGAGAGUCCGCUGCCCUUCAAAACCCUCCCCAACUCCUCCAGCACCUCCCCGGGGGGAGACUUAAAGAGACUUCCAGGUCUAGAACCUCCAUCCUGGGUAGAGGAGAGGCCGGCAGACGUCCACAGCCCUCCCCUCCCCCAGCCCAACAUCGGCAAACUGGUGGGCACCGACGACCUCUCGCCGCCCCCUGUGACGGCCUGCCCUGCUGUGGAGAAUGGCUGCCCUGCAAGCCCAACACUGGGGGGGCUCAGCAAGAAGAUACAUUCUCCUUCAGACAGACCUCCUGGGGAUUCUGAUCAGGAAUCGCAUCAGGAGGAAAGAGCCGACUCGGCAUCAGGAGGAGGCUCCACCGUCGGUCACACUCACUUCACCUUUGAGGUUGGAUUAGAAAAAGAAACUCUGGCACUGAGAAUAAAUACAAAUGUGCAACCAACAACACACAAUGGGGAAGAUGUCAAACAGGAGGCCGGUACAGCUGUCUUACAGGACAAUGGUCAUGAAAAACAGACUGCUAACUUCAAACAGCAGCAUGUAGAGAGUCUCCUGCAUAGGGAACAAGACAUUCGUAGUGAUUGUAAGGUGGAGGAGAAUGGUGUAUCUCCUCCUGACAGGAACGGACUGGAUAUAAAGCAGAGGAGAUGUGGUCCAAAGGGACAGAUGGACCAACUCCUCAGAAUACCAAGCCUUCCCAAUGGUUUAGAGCAGGAGAGCAGUAACCAUUCCACAGAGGAGACGGAGGAGGAGCAGGAGGAGGGUUUUUCUCCCUCUCCUGUCCCCUCCAAAGAGGACUCUGUCACUGAGGAGAAAGAAAUGGAGGAAAGCAAGCAGGAGAGCAGUGAGGGAGUAGCAGUGGGGUCAGGUAGCAUCCAACCAAAACUCAACAAUCGCCUGCAGCCGGUCAGUGUCCCCUUCGGAGGAGCGCGACCGAAACAGCCGGUCAACCUCAAGCUCCAAAUCCCACAGCCUCUGUCGGGCCAGGUCCAGAAUCAGCUCGCCAACAGCAGGAACAAAAACCAUGACAACCAGUGUCGGAGAGGCACGCCCUCUGAAACCACGCCCAGUGGGACUGAGCCCAGUUUAGUGGGGGUGAACGGAGAGGGUGUGGUCCACUCUCCUGCCUCGAUGCCCUCGGAGAGCCCGGACAAUGACCUCCAGGCCGGCCAGCAGGGCUCUCUGAGCAGGAAACCCUCCAGCUGCCUGGGUGAGGUGGCCCCUGUGUGGGUCCCUGACUCCCAGGCUCCUGUCUGCAUGAAAUGUGAUGUCAAGUUCACCUUCACCAAGAGGAGGCACCACUGCAGGGCCUGCGGCAAGGUGUUCUGUGCGGCGUGCUGCAGCCUGAAGUGCAGGCUCAUGUACAUGGACAGGAAGGAGGCUCGCGUCUGUGUCACCUGUCAUUCUGCUCUGACCAGUGCUCCAUCUUGGGAGACGCUGGCCGCUGCAACCAACCACAGUCCGAACCCCAACAACCCGUCGGAGUACUGCUCCACAAUCCCCCCCCUGCAGCAGGCCCAGGCUUCGGGGGCCCUCAGCUCCCCCCCGCCUACCGUCAUGGUGCCUGUGGGAGUCCUGAAACCAGCUGGCAACGAGGGCACCCUGACACGGGAGCAAAGGAGGGUGUGGUUCGCUGAUGGACUGCUACCUAACGGAGACGCAUCGGAGUCCCCAAAACCUGCAUCAUCCAGUCCGGCCCCCUCCCACUCAAUGGCCAUAUCAACGUACUCAAACAAAUCCUGCACUGCUGAACACUCCGAGGCCUCUCACACCCCUGUGGCCCCGGUGGGCAGCCCCGUGGGCAGCUCGUUCAGCCUGAUCCCGGAGGACGGGCUCCCUCCCAUCCUCAUCUCCACCGGAGUCAAAGGAGGUACGGGAGGCCACAUCACAGACUAUGCAGUGGAGGAGAGGCCUUCAGAGAUCGUCCUCAUGCAGCAGCUGGAGGAGGGAGGCCCCGACCCCCUGGUCUUCGUGCUCAACGCGAACCUGCUCGCCAUGGUCAAGCUAGUCAACUAUGUAAACAGGAAGUGCUGGUACGUGACGACGAAGGGCAUGCACGCCGUCGGCCAGGCAGAGGUGGUCAUUCUGCUCCAGUGUCUCCCUGACGAGAAGACUAUCCCCAAAGAUAUCUUCACACACUUUGUGCAGCUCUACCAGGAGGCCCUCAGUGGCAACGUGCUGAGCCACCUGAGUCACUCGUUCUUCACGCAGAGCUUCCUGGGCAGUAAGGAGCACGGGGGCUUCCUGUACAUCAGCCCCUCCUUCCAGUCGCUGCAGGACCUGCUGCUGCCCAACCCGCCCUACCUCUUCGGCCUCCUCAUCCAGAAGUGGGAGACGCCCUGGGCCAAAGUCUUCCCCAUCCGCCUCAUGUUGCGGCUGGGCGCAGAGUACCGCUUCUACCCCUGUCCGCUGUUCAGUGUGCGCUUCAGAAAGCCGCUCUUCGGAGAGACCGGUCACACUAUCAUGAAUCUGCUCGCAGACUUCCGUAACUACCAGUACACGCUGCCGGUGGUGAAAGGUCUGGUUGUGGACAUGGAGGUGAGGAAGACGAGCAUUAAGGUCCCCAGUAACCGUUACAAUGAGCUGAUGAAAGCCAUGAAUAAGUCCAACGAGCACGUGCUGGCCAUGGGGGCGUGUUUCAACGACCGGGCCGACUCUCACCUGGUGUGUGUCCAGAACGAUGACGGGAACUACCAGACGCAGGCCAUCAGCAUCCAUCACCAGCCCCGCAAAGUUACUGGAGCCUGCUUCUUUGUGUUCAGCGGUGCUUUGAAAGCCUCGUCUGGCUUCUUAGCCAAAACCAGCAUUGUUGAAGACGGUGUAAUGAUCCAGAUCACAGCGGAGACCAUGGACUCUCUACGGCAAGCCCUGAGGGACAUGAAGGACUUCAGCAUCACCUGUGGGAAAGCAGACCAGGAGGAGAACCAGGAGCUCGUCCACAUCCAGUGGACAGAGGACGACCACAACUUUAACAAGGGUGUCAUCAGUCCGAUCGAUGGGAAGUCCAUGGAGUCCAUCACCAGCGUCAAGAUUUUCCACGGCUCCGAGUUCAAGGCCAACGGAAAAGUCAUCCGCUGGACAGAGGUGUUCUUCCUCCAGAGCGAGGACCAGCCCAGCGGUCUGAGCGACCCGGCGGAUCACAGCCGGCUGACGGAGAACGUGGCGAGGGCGUUCUGCGUGGCGCUGUGUCCCCACCUGAAGCUGCUGAAGGAGGACGGCAUGGCCAAGCUGGGCCUGAGGGUCACGCUGGACUCAGACCAGGUGGGUUACCUGGCGGGCAGUAACGGGCAGCCCCUCCUCCCUCAGUACCUGAGCGACCUGGACAGCGCUCUGAUACCCGUCAUCCACAGCGGGGCCUGCCAGCUGAGCGAGGGCCCCGUCGUCAUGGAGCUCGUCUUCUACAUCCUGGAGAUCGUCUCGUAGGAGCCUCCGAACCCCGUUUGUUUUCUGACGUCACCCCUCCCCCCUCCAGCCGUUUGACCUUCACCAGAGACUGAGGCGGGUCGCAGCAUCUCGUCAAAACUAUGCAUCGAGUAGCCGGGUUCCUGAUGAUCACAUGACCCUCAGCUGACAGAAACCCUGACCCCUGCUGGUCCUGUGAGGCGCUGCGAGCAGGACACACACACACCUGAGGUCAGACUGUCGAUCAGUGUGUGUCACAGCGCCGUGAAGAGUAUCAACUGCCUGGAAGGAUUUAUUGUAUUUACAUCAUUAUAUUUUACACUAAUUAACAGAAAAAUAGGAUUAGUCGGAACUCUACUAAAUCUAUGACUUCAUUUAAUCAUCCGACCUUAUUUAUGAUUUACUCUGGCAGUCGAUUAGAGAAGCAAUACCAUUACUAAACGUAAUAUGCAAAUGGGCUUUUCUUUACAAUAUAAUAAUAACAUCCUCAUUAAAUGGUUGUUUUCUGUUGAUCAGUGUAAAAACUAAAGCCACUUUGUGCUCUGGAGUAAAACAAUGAUUUCCAGGGAGGGUGGAUACUUUACAGGCUGUGUCUGUAGCUCAUCGUCACGGUAACGCCACUGUGGCAGCCGGCGCUCCUGAAGCUCUGUGUAGCACGGAGACUCGUGUCCACUGCUGAAAGAAGUCCGGACUAUUCCUUUUUGCAGCAACGUUAACAAAAAGGAACUCUUUAAAUCAUCCGAUGAGGAGUUUUUCUGUGUGGUGAUUGAAUUUGUCGCACCGUGGUGCUCAGUGCCUGCAGCAGCGAUCCAUCAAACAGAAGAGACAUUUAGCUUCACCUCCUUAAGCUUUAUCAUCAAACACCAGAGGCUUUACUUCAUGUACCUGUUGUUAACCUUUUUGUAAGCGGCAUCUGUAGCCUCCAGAGAUGAAGACGGUGUUACUGAAGCAACAGAAAGCCCUUUGGUCCAACAGCAGAUGAAAGGAAUUGAAAAAAGCUUUAUUGACAAACUGGAUCUGAACAUAAAGCUCAUCAUCAGUGCUCGUUGUGUGUCCUCCACUCAAGUUAUUUCAAGGAGAAUAACUGUUGAAGAUGUAAAGAUAUAUAAAUAAAUAUAUAUAUAAGAACUGUAUUAAUUUGCAGAAGCAGUGCACUGGAUUCUAAGCCAUUAACAGGAGAGUGAGAGCGAGCUGCCGUUGUGUCCUGAAAGACGUUUUUAUUUUCCAACGGCAGAAGAGACGAGUGUUAUUGAAGAUCCUGCAGAAACAAAGAGUUGGAUUGGACCUGAAUCUGAAUGUAUCAUCCUUCCAAAGUCAUGAACAUCCCACUAAAGACUUUUCCAAACGUUUCGUAGGAACCGUGCGGAUUUGAGUUCCUGUGCGUCUUCACACAGAUCUGCUCUGGACUGCGCUCUCCUGCAGCUUCAUGGACCUGGAACUAUUAAAGAAUGUAUUCCUCCUGUUUCUGUUACAAAUCUGCAAUGUGUUUUGUUUCUGGCUAGACUAAUCACCAAAAACCACCCUGUCGUGUCCAAAUGCUCUGUACAGCGUAUCUAUCAUUCUGCAUUAUGGCAAUUCCUCCUGCUUUUACAUUAGCUUGAUUCAAAACCGAAGGGGCUACACAAAAGAAUACUGCUUGGUAACACAGAAAGGGUUUUUUAAAGCAAAAACUCGUCGUCAUAAGUGAGGAUCAGACAAUCACGUGGAAAUCUGCAGACGAGCCUUCUGAGUUAGACCCGUAGCAUUUAGUUUAUUUCUCAAUCUGAAGUAUUUUAGGAUCUCGUGUAGCAGAGUAACGCUAGGUCAUCAGUUCUGGGUUUAUUACUGUGAUCAAACCAGAGCGUCUCGAUCACUGUGUGACGUUCAUCUGGAGUUUUUCUGUUGUUUUUCUGACGCGUGCAAUAUGUCCUGAAUCCAAAAGAAAAAAGGUGCAAUUUGUUUGACUGAAAAAGUAGCAUUUUGUUUUUUUUAUUCAGUUACACUCCUAAAUUAUAACACUGCAUGCAAACCAGCUUGAAACGGUGAAGAGAAAGUCAACUUUGCAUUUUGACAGUUAUAUCUUUUUAGUUUGGAUUAAAUCAAAAGAUAAAUCCAUUCGUUCAUAAACCGGGUUUUGGUAUCCAGUUUUUAAUAAACAUACGUCAAAUGUUUAAAAAGCCAAAAACCCUGUGCAUCUUGUUUCCUUUACACUACAAAUGUCAAGAAAAGUGGUCUUUAUGAAAAACUGUAGUAUAUGUAAAAUAAAUACUUAUAGAAAAUUGAAAUA
This is a messenger RNA of Gymnodraco acuticeps, 6178 nucleotides long. It is a transcript of the gene zfyve9a, whose product is annotated as zinc finger, FYVE domain containing 9a. Gene Ontology annotation, cellular component: early endosome membrane. Gene Ontology annotation, biological process: endosomal transport. The record is from RefSeq and is a predicted model, not a curated record. Gene Ontology annotation, molecular function: metal ion binding. NCBI's taxonomy places the organism in Eukaryota, Metazoa, Chordata, Actinopteri, Perciformes, Bathydraconidae.